Messenger RNA from Thalassophryne amazonica, 1914 nucleotides. RefSeq names its product methyltransferase like 4 (gene mettl4). NCBI's taxonomy places the organism in Eukaryota, Metazoa, Chordata, Actinopteri, Batrachoidiformes, Batrachoididae. The record is from RefSeq and is a predicted model, not a curated record. The coding region runs from base 114 to 1433 and encodes 439 amino acids. Gene Ontology annotation, cellular component: RNA N6-methyladenosine methyltransferase complex; cytosol; nucleus. The transcript is spliced from 8 exons. Gene Ontology annotation, molecular function: site-specific DNA-methyltransferase (adenine-specific) activity; RNA methyltransferase activity; nucleic acid binding.
UCUAUUUACACUUGAAGGGAUCUCCGUACCUUCUGUCCUGUGUUCGCGCGUACUGAUUUUUGUUUUUAACCUUGUACCGAGCCAUUUUUAUAUUUAGUCUCCAGCUUUACAAAAUGUCCGUGGUGGUCCACGACACGCACGGCUUCGUUUUGGACGCACGCGCUCUCAUUGAUCAGGGGUACUCGCGCUGCGUCCGGUGGACAGAAAAUCUAAAGUCAUAUGUCAAGUGUCGCUUCAAGUCCCAGUAUUUUCAACUUUUAAAAAGCUACUACAAUACAAGCAUCAGCAGUGCUGUGGACAAGGGAAAAACGGACAUAUUUCAGGAAGCAGACCUUCCCCGUAAAGUGAAGAGAAGGAAACGAAAACACAGUGAUCUCAACCAGGGGGAACAUGAUAUGCAGGCCUUCCACGAGAAGAUCAGGACCGUCAUUCUGGAGGGAACCAAGUCGUUAUUGGACGCUGCCAGAUGUGUCGGAUAUUUGAACGGCAGCGUGACGGACACAGUGACGGAGCCGCUGCCACUGCAGGAGUGUAAUCUUGCUGCUUUGUGUGAAAUGGCCAAAGACCUUCCUGUAGUGGAUGGGCACCAGGACAAAUGCGUCCAGCUACUCGACCCCGAGGAAGGCUGUACAUCACAUCUUGACUUGUUCUCUCAGGUGACAGAGAACAAAUCUGAUUGGGCCACGGUGGUAACACUGAUGGGACAGGAAUAUGUCAUACCACCACACGCAGCCUUCCUGCUUUCUGAUUUAACAAGAAUACAACCACUUGUUAGCUAUGGACAAAGGUUUGAUUUAAUAGUUUUGGAUCCUCCAUGGGAAAACAAGUCUAUUAAAAGGAGUCGCAGGUAUAGUUCUUUGCCUUCAUCGCAGCUGAAACGGCUCCCCAUCCCCCUGUUGGCAUCCCCGAAUUGUUUGGUGGUCACUUGGGUAACAAAUCGGCCCAGCCACCUGCAGUUUGUCUAUGAUGAGCUAUACCCACACUGGGAUGUGGAGGUUGUGGCUGAGUGGUUCUGGGUUAAGGUUACCACAUCUGGGCACUUUGUAUUUCCACUGGAUUCUCCGCAUAAGAAGCCUUAUGAAGUGCUGGUCCUUGGUCGAUACCAAUCCCUUUCAAACGACUCUCCAAGCUCGUCAGAGACAUUGGCUGCUCCUGUUGACAAUAACCGUGUGAUUGUCAGUGUCCCAUCAGCGCUUCAUUCCCAUAAGCCUUCACUUUCAGAGGUGUUGAAGCCUUACGUUGGAGCCAAUUCAAAAUGCUUGGAGCUGUUUGCGAGAAAUCUACAACCUGGAUGGACCAGUUGGGGCAAUGAGGUGCUGAAAUUACAGCAAACAAGCUAUUUCACUUUGAACCUCUUAGAUGAUUAUGCAGCCAUUCCUGAAGGUGAAGAUGCGGAGACACCUGGGAAGGCAUCGCCUCCCACCAUAACCUAAUGAAUGACCUUCAGCACCUGCUUGUUGACGCCUGUCACAUCACCAUUUGAACUUGUCUUUUCACACAUUCAGUCAGAAAUAUUCCCUCUACCUUUUUGAUCUGUUCUUUGCACGCAUGCAGGACCUUUGAUUUAUUUUCUGGGUCUGGGUGCAUUCUCGAGGUUGUAACUUGCCAGGCUGAUGAUGCAGUUAGGUGAGAUGAAAGUGCAUUUUUGUUGGAGAGAUGUUUUGAACCUGACAUCACAGUGCGAUCACAUAAACAGCUCAAAGUUUUUCUUCCCCCUUUGAGUAUUUUUUUUUUUUUUUUUGGCAGUAUGUGUGUCUUGAUGAUGAUCAAAGUAUUGCUAUUUUUACAUAUUUUAUACUUCUUUGAACUGUACUGCAAAAUGUAGUGUUUUGCAGGUCCCAGUGUGACAGAAACAGAUUCAUAUUGAAUGUAUUUUUGUUUGCUUAAUAAUAAUAAAUAGAAUAUCAUUCACUC